This is a messenger RNA of Aspergillus nidulans FGSC A4, 686 nucleotides long. Its product is annotated as GNAT family N-acetyltransferase. NCBI's taxonomy places the organism in Eukaryota, Fungi, Ascomycota, Eurotiomycetes, Eurotiales, Aspergillaceae. Bases 3 to 686 code for a protein of 227 amino acids. Gene Ontology annotation, molecular function: transferase activity; acyltransferase activity, transferring groups other than amino-acyl groups; acetyltransferase activity. The transcript has 2 exons. The record is from RefSeq and is a predicted model, not a curated record.
CGAUGACAAUCACUAUCCGCCCCGCCGUCCCCUCAGACGCGCCGACCCUGGCGGCCAUCAAUAUCGACGCAUUUGCCGGCCAAGGGUUCGUCUCCAACGCCUUCCCCAACCUCGGCUACGAGGUCGUUUACCAGCUCAAGACGAAUCGGUACCUGCAGAAGAUCGCACAGCCACGGGUCCAUGUCCUGGCCGCGGUGGAUGAAGACUCUGGUGCCAUUGUUGGAUGUGCACGGUGGUCGUUUCCAGGGCCUGUGGCCGCUACCAGGACCGGUGACAGAGACCAGGGCCAGGACAACGACAAGCUCGCCAGUAACGUGGAGGCAGAAUCGGCGUCCAUGCCAUUACCAGAGGGGACGAACCGGGCGGUUUACGAUGGAUUCUUCCAGACACUGAAAGAAAAGGGAAAGAAGCAUCUGCGGGAUGAUGAUAUCGUUCUGGAUUUCCUCGCCACCCGGCCUGAUUACCAAGGGAAGGGCGUCGGAACGGCCCUUCUCCGCUGGGGGAUCGAGCAGGCCCAUCAUCAGCAGAGACGGAUCUACCUCGAGGCCACCACCGAGGGAUACCCGGUGUAUGUGAAGUGCGGGUGGCGCGCCUUGGAGACGGUCGAGAUAGACUAUGCGCGGUGGGGCGGGGAGGGGAACCAGGAGCUGACGCUGAUGGUGCGCGAUCCUUCCUUGCCUGAGUGA